AUGCCCAGUCCGUACCGCAUAGAGCGCGCAUUCGGUUGGACCAAACAACGCCCACGGGAUUAUGACUUGGUGGGAGCAGUGGCCAUGAAUUUCUACGCCAAGCGAGGAGAGACCAUUGAGGAAACCAGUCUCUGUGAGAUCAACGGCAUCAUCGAGGCGAUGCAAACGGGAGCCGAUCUGCUACCAGAAGAUGAAGAGGGACACCGGCAACUGGUGAUGGAGAAGUUGCCGAAGAAACAAUGGGAUCGCAUCAACGUUUUCAGCAAGAAAGACUCAGAUACCCUCCCAGAGCUUAAAGAAAAGAUCAACCACAAGAUUGAGCUUGAGGAAGGAAAAAGUCCCCAGGAUCUCGGAUACAACUCGUUAUACAAGAUGACUCUGGAGGAGCUAGAGGAAUGUCGUCAAUACAUUACUGAAAACCUUCAAAAGGGUUUCAUUAAAGCAAGCUCAGCCCCGUGGGUAGCCCCUAUUCUGUUUGUUCCCAAAGGCAAUGGAGGUCUGCGUUUCUGCGUGGAUUACCAUAAACUCAACGCAUUGUCGAAGAAGGACCGAUACCCCCUUCCACUCAUCGAUGAGACACUGGCCUGCAUUAGCCAAGCCAAGGUCUUCACGAAGGUAGAUAUUCGACAAGCGUUCCACCGUAUCCGAAUGCAUCCGGAUCACGAAGACUUAACAACGUUCCGUACGAGGUACGGAGCUUACAAAUACAAGGUGUUACCAUUCGGCCUGACGGGAGGACCGUCGUCCUUCCAAAGGUUCAUCAAUGAAGUCUUGAUGGGCUACCUCGAUAACUUCUGCAGCGCCUACAUCGACGAUAUCUUGAUCUAUUCCAAUGACCAGGAGGAUCAUGAUAAACACGUCGACAUGGUGCUACGACGCCUCGAAGAAGCUGGGCUGCAAGCCGAUAUCAAGAAGUGCGCGUUCAGUGUAACCAAGACCAAGUUCUUGGGCUUCAUCAUUGGCACCGAUGGUAUCUCCGUGGAUCCGGAGAAGGUGGCAGCGGUGAAGGAAUGGAAGGUGCCCAACACGGUGAAAAGUGUGCAAGAAUUCCUGGGUUUCUGCAAUUUCUACCGGAAGUUCAUCAAGGAUUUCAGCAGAAUAGCUAAGCCUCUGACAAACUUGACAAAGAAAGAUUUGGCCUUCAAGUGGAAUGACCACGCCAGUGGUGGAUUGAUGAGCCAACUUCAAGAGGACGGCGAAUGGCACCCGGUGGCGUUCUACUCAGAAACUAUGAACUCGGCCGAGUUCAACUACCCUGUUCAUGAUAAAGAGCUGAUGGCCGUGAUGAAGGGUAUCGAGCAAUGGCAACCAGAACUCAAGGGAACCAAACCAUUCACAAUUUUCACGGAUCACCAAGCACUUGAAUAUUUCAACACAAAGAGGGUUCUCAACGGCAGACAGGUGCGAUGGUCGGAAACCCUGUCAGAAUACCAAUUUCGAAUGACUUACCGACCAGGCAAGGACAAUGUGGCGGCAGAUGCGUUGUCUCGCAAGCUGGAAGACCUGAAGACGGUCAAGAACAAGAAGGAGGAUCAGUUUACCCUGCGAAUGCUUAAACCCGCCGAUGACGGAUUCUUCACCUUCGCUGGCGAUAAACCCACAGAGCCAGAGGAGCGAGAACCCCCGCCUAAUUCGGAGGGGGGAAAUGAAGCGGUUGGAAUUGAAAUCGCUGAGCUGGAGGUCAGCCAUGAUCUGACCGAAGAGCUCAUCCAGGCCAACCGCUCUGCAGAAUCACUUUCAAUCUACAGAUUUUUU
Molecule: messenger RNA, 1755 nt
Organism: Sordaria macrospora k-hell
Lineage: Eukaryota; Fungi; Ascomycota; Sordariomycetes; Sordariales; Sordariaceae
Source: the annotation of a RefSeq genome assembly